Messenger RNA from Ceratina calcarata, 1200 nucleotides. Its product is annotated as spindle and kinetochore-associated protein 1. Gene Ontology annotation, molecular function: microtubule binding. The transcript has 4 exons. The record is from RefSeq and is a predicted model, not a curated record. Bases 171 to 962 code for a protein of 263 amino acids. Gene Ontology annotation, biological process: regulation of microtubule polymerization or depolymerization; cell division; chromosome segregation. Gene Ontology annotation, cellular component: spindle microtubule; mitotic spindle; outer kinetochore. Lineage: Eukaryota; Metazoa; Arthropoda; Insecta; Hymenoptera; Apidae.
AGCGGCAACGAACUUUUACUGAAUAAGAGAAAUAUAUACGAUUCUCUACCCCUGAGAAUUUUACUAAUUCUCCACGAUUAGUUCGUCGCACAGUGCAAUACUUCGAAUCUAAAUAAAUACACUGGCUUUGCCAAUUUAGCGUAUAAAAUCGCAGGGUUUUACUUUUGGAAAUGUCAACUUGUGACUCUCUGGAUGUGAUUUUAGAACAGCUAUGCGAGAAACUGCGAAAUCUUGAAACAGUAACUGUAUUUUUUCAAAAUGGUCAAGUGAUAAAAGACGAACUUCUUAACAUGCGUUCAAUAGUUACCCAGAUCUCUAAUGGGGUGGAAGUCGAGAGGCAGAGGGUAAGCCAAAUGAGGGAAGAGAUCGAUGCGAUGAAGGAUUUAAUAUCAAAGCUGAAUCGUUUGGAUCAGAAGAUUAUUCAUAUGGACAGGAAUGUGCCACAGAGAUUGUUAAAUGAUUAUCAAAUAGUUGAAAGCUCAACAGCAAAGAUUAAACCCAAGAAGGAAAUCUCAAUAGCAACACCAACACCUAUGAAAAACUGCAAGAAGAUGUUGUUCAAUGAGCCUGAAGUCUACUAUACAAUACCUUUGAUAACGCAGGAAGAGUUUAGUAAAAUACCAAAAUAUAUUAUAGGAAGGCAGUCAUUAGACGCUGUAAACAGUUUAGUAAACACUAUUAAUGAGAUAAUUCAGGCGAAGUAUACAUUUCUGUCGUUGGGGAAAGCCCAUGCCAGGAAGCAGGGCGACUUGAAUCUGUUUUUAUAUUAUAAGAGACAAGAAAUGGAUAUGAACAUUGGAAAUGAAUGCGUGUACUUCUUCACUAACGAAGACUAUGAGAAGCAUACGACAACGAAGUUGAACAAAAUCAAGUUGAAUCUAUUGGUAGUAUUAAGACACUGCAAGAGAAUAAGAGAAUGGAGAUCGAAAAAUGACACGCGAUACGUGAUAUGCACCGGAUGAAACGCGUGUAGAUUAUCUACACGUAUUCACGUAUGUACAAGUUUAUCUACUUGUACAUACGCGAAUAUAAGAAAUUCAUUUAUUUGUACAGACGCGAAUUAUUUUCUUAUCAUAUGUAAGAUAAUUUUAAUGCUUAAUAAUUAUGUAAGCACAAAUGUGCAUUAUUGCAUUCUAACAAUCAUCGUCCAUUUGUAUUUUUGAGAUGCCUACGGUCGAAUAAUAAACUGCGUAUUUUUGA